Stylonychia lemnae is the source of this 2196-nucleotide messenger RNA. NCBI's taxonomy places the organism in Eukaryota, Ciliophora, Spirotrichea, Sporadotrichida, Oxytrichidae. The record is from the annotation of a GenBank genome assembly.
AUGAAAUAAAACAUUAACUCAAGUGCAGCUACAAAUCCCCUUCGCAUCUCUCAUGAAUCUUUGGAUCUUGAUGAUAUUAUCUCAGACUUAAAUGAAGGCAACUUCAGACCACCUCAACAAUAAGAGCAGCAAGUGACUAGCAGCACUAACAGAACUAAUGAUACAAACACUACUGGCAAUAAUAAACAACAAACAGGUCUAAAGUCAAAGGCCACAGCCUCAAGUUCAACUCUAGUAAAGACUCAGAGUAAAGCUAAGAUUACUAAUAACAAAGAGAAUAAUAGCAAGGUAACGAAUUAGAACAAGAAAGAGUUGAUGGUGAAUGGAACUUAAGCCGCAAUUAUUGAUUCUAAAUACUCAGUAGUAGGGAAUAUUUCUACUUAGAUUGAAUCAGACAGAAAGCAAAAGGACUAUUUAAUCAGCACUACUAGUGAAUCUCAAAGUGAAGCUAGAUUACAAGGUAUGUAGCAAUAGAUUGAAGAGGUGAAAUACUCUGAUAGGCAUCAUGGGAUUGAAGAUUAGCACAGCAUCAAUUAAAAUUUAAGAUAUCAGUAGCCUACCUCCAAUAAUAUGGAUUCAGCACCAUUUUAUUUGAACAGAGGAAAUAUCUCUCAAGCUUCAAGUAUUACUGAUGAGGAUGUUGAAUCAUUUCAAAAGAAACUUGACACACUUAUCAUCAACUUCAGAUCAGAAACAAUGUCUGAAUUCAUGAGAACCAAAAAGCAAGUACUCCAAGAAUAGAGUCAGACUAUUGAUGCUGAGAGACGUCGAUGCAACACUUUAUUGGGCGUAAAAUAGAAUGAAAUUGAAUAGUUGAAAGAAAACUUAGGAUAAAAGACCAAGCUUUGUGAUGAACUAGGCAUCAGAUGCGAGAUUAUGGCUCUUUGGGCAGGUAAAGGCAAGACACUAGCCAGAAUGAAGGUUCUGCAGUUCAAGUGCUUUAACGCUUUAAAGCAGUAUAGAGAAUUUAAAAAGCAUUCUAAGAAUGUUUUGAAGCAUAAAUUAGAGCAAUAUAGAGAAAACACAAAGAGAAAAGUUUUUCUUGGCUGGGAGAAGUAAUAUAAAGAAUGGAAAAUUAUCAAGAAUAGAGACGAUUUUGAGAAAGCAGUCAAAACUGAGCUCUAAUAAAUUUGCGCUUAAUAUAGCAAAGAAAUUGAAUCAUUAAGAUAAAAACUUGACGAAGCAAAUGGAGUUGUAGAAUAAGAGAAUAAAAACAAAGCAAUGAUGUCAGAAAACUUAAAGAAAGCUUUCAUGAGAGGAGUUUGCGCUUUGAACUUCGAGGCCAUGAACAUUUUAAAUCCAAAUGAUGUGAACUACUAGAGCCAAAUUGAAAAAGAAAUGGAAAAGCAGGUUAUGUUUGCAAUGAAUGAUAUAAGUAGCAAUACUAAUCAACAGUUCAACUCUUAACUGCAAAAUUAAUAGUAAUAUCCAUCGAUGAAUUAAAGGGUGAUUGAAACUAACAGAAGUCCUUAGUAAAAUAUUAAUACUCAGUUCUAAUCAAGGACAGUUGAUUAAUCAUUCUAGAAUUCAAAUAGCUACUAAUAUAGUCAAAGUGAUAUCAAUGAUUAGUAUCAGAGUGAAAGAAAAUUCAUGCAAAUAGAUAACAACAGCGAUAUUGAAUACAAAAAAGUAGAAACCAAAGAUAGUUAAUGGAAACCAGCACCUAUAAUGGGAAGAGAAAUAACAUAAUCUAUAAACACUUAGCAAUUUAAUCAGUAUAACUAGCAACCAUAAAUUACUUAGAUGCUAAAAUAAUAAUAGUAGCCUUAAUAAAAUUUCGUAUUACCUUCACAUUUCAAUAGAUUAAACAAUGGAGGGACUCAAGGGAUCGGUAUGCCUUAAUUUACUGAUACUUAUAAUGGAUAAAUGAACCUAUAAUCAGAGGGUCAGGCUUUGAGUGAGGAUAAAGUGCUAUACAAUUAGCAGUUGAACUAUUAAAGCUCAUCUUUGCCUGAUUUUGUUAAUCAAAGCAAUAAUACAAUCAUUGGAAAUAGCUCAAGUCUCCCAUAAGUAAAUGUCACAGGUAAUUCUAAUAGUUAGACUGAGGGUAAAACAAUAUACGCUGCUGGUGUUAAUUAAACUUAAAGUUAAAAUGCCAAAAGCAAUAUUAGUAAGUCAGUAUCGGUGAAUCAGACUACUAAGAAGGGUACUGUAACGUCAACUAUUGGUAAAAAUAACUCAAAAGCUUCUAAAUGA